Molecule: messenger RNA, 2220 nt
Organism: Trichoderma breve
Lineage: Eukaryota; Fungi; Ascomycota; Sordariomycetes; Hypocreales; Hypocreaceae
Product: heterokaryon incompatibility protein het-C domain-containing protein
Exons: 6
Coding region: 1-2220 (739 amino acids)
Source: RefSeq, a predicted model, not a curated record
AUGGCGUCAUUUUCACCUCCGCGGGGCACCUGGUUGCUGGUGUUGUGCAUUUGUCUCGUGCUGCUGCCAACCAAAGCGGCAGCGUUUGGGGCUGGUAAUAUUCCGUCGAUUGCACAGGUCGAGGGACACAACUGGCGUCAUGGAGAUAUUGAGGAUAUGCUCACCAGCAUUGCUUUUCUCCACGGCAAGAAAUGGACGUCUAUGCUUGUAAAGAGAACAUACUUUGGCAAUUGGCUCCGUGACUACUCACAGGCAGUCGAUGUUGGCUCCCUCAAGGGCGUAAAUGCUCCCACAAUUCGCAUCUUGGUCUGGGUCCUCUCAUUCAUGUCCUUUGGCUAUGCCACCGAGGAGUUCGAGGUAACCGAAGAACGCUUAGGUUGCUACCGCCCGGAGGAGCACAUUGACAACCCCAAAGGCUACGCAGAUGGCAUUGACGCUCGAACACUCGAUCCUCGUCUCCGUGGUCCGGUCGAUCCCAUUGAAAUUGACAUCGAUCCGCGUACCGGCAUGAAGAACUACAUUGCUAAUGAGAGCGGGCGAUGGGCAACCAGUGCCGGCUAUCUUCGAUACAGCUUUGCUCGAAGCAUCCACUUCGGUCGUCUCUAUACCAGCGGAUCACAGAGCGGCAAGGAAGCCGACUUGUGUGAAGCGCUUAGGUGCCUCGGUCAGGCUCUGCACUGCAUGGAAGACUUUAGCGCCCACAGCAACUACUGCGAGUUGGCCCUCCGUGAGUUGGGCCAUCGAGACGUCUUUCCACACUGCGGUACCCAGUCCGAAAUCACGGUCCGAGGAAAACGCAUCUACCCCCUGGUAACCGGAACCUUUGGCGGCGUUGACUUUUUACAUUCUGUCAUUGGCGAGGCAAACGAUCACUUCACCCAAUCUGAGGUCGACGAGGUCGAUGUUGCUCUCCUCAACGCUGGAGCCUCCGGCAGCGGUGGUGGAGGCGCUUCCCGGGGCUUCUUGGGUAUCGACGCCCCGAAAGAUUUCAUCUCACUCAUCUCCAAGAUCCCGGGCGACGGAUCGGGCUUUGCUUCUCAAGCUCGGGAGCUCAAGGCCAUGGCUGAUGCCCAGGAGCGAGACAACGAGGCACGUUCUCGUGCCGGAGGGAACACUAACGUCGUUCCCGGCAUGAGUCCAAAUUUCGACCCAGUCAAGACUGCAAGGCAGAUUUACCCCAUUUUGCAGUUUCGCGACAGGAUUGUAAAGGCCAUUAGCCGAGGUAUCGAAAAGGUCCCUGGCCUCGAGAAACUCCUUGAGCACAUCAGCGAGACGCUGACUGCGUUCAUUCUCGGCCUUCUUGCUCCCUUUAUUAGGCCUAUCAUCAACCAGGUCUCAAAGGUGCUAAAGGAUGGUUCUUCCGGCGUCAUCAGUGCCAGUGCCAAUUCCCAAUUCGAGCCUUGGGAUAACCCCAGAAGCUCGGAUCCGACACACUCCAUGCUGUCAAAGGACCAUUUCACCAAUAUCCUAAACUCUUGUGCUGGUCGAAUUGCAGCUACGGUUCUCCAGUACACUGUUCCUCGUGUGCUCUAUGCUUGGGAGAACCCCAAUGUACCCGUCGAUGAAGUCGUUAACGACGUUCUGCGAGCAUUCCAUCAUCCAGCUCUUCGUGAUGAGCAUGUUCAGAUCCAACGGGACAUGUUCCGCACCGUUCAGAGCUGGGCUAAGUCUGUCAAGCAGGGCAAAAACCACAUUCUCAAUCAGAAGACGAAGGGUGGUGUCAGCGGCCAUGCUCAUGACGCAUGGAAUACAGUUACACAGCUUGGUCACGGUAAAGUGUCCGGGUCUCUGUGGGAGCAAGUCAAAACCCGAGACUUAAACUCCAUGGAGGGUCGUGAUGGAAAUCCGGCUGUGAACUAUACUUCCAAUUCUCCAGCUCCUCCUUCUCGCUAUUCGCCGCCGGCUCAAGGAGGUUAUGGUUAUGGAGAGAGUGCCUCGUACGUUUCUCAGUCUCAUACGGAGUCAUCUCAUAGCCAGUCUUCUGGCUAUCACCAGGGCUACCAGAGUCAACCACAUUAUUCACAGCACGAAUACGGUUCCCAUCAGCCGCAGUACCAACAACAGCAGUAUCACCAGCAACAGCAAUACGGCGGCGGGGGCCAACCUCCUCAUGGAUACGGUGGCCCAGCUCAGCCUCAGUAUGCUCCUUAUCAUGGCCAAGGGCACCAGGAUCAACAGCCUCCCUGGGGCUCUCAGCAUGAGCACCGACAUGGCUACUAA